Messenger RNA from Myripristis murdjan (pinecone soldierfish), 2377 nucleotides. Its product is annotated as zinc finger protein 2 homolog. Gene Ontology annotation, molecular function: RNA polymerase II cis-regulatory region sequence-specific DNA binding; DNA-binding transcription factor activity, RNA polymerase II-specific. Bases 110 to 2053 code for a protein of 647 amino acids. Lineage: Eukaryota; Metazoa; Chordata; Actinopteri; Holocentriformes; Holocentridae. The transcript is spliced from 3 exons. The record is from RefSeq and is a predicted model, not a curated record. Gene Ontology annotation, biological process: regulation of transcription by RNA polymerase II.
UAAAGACAAAAAUACAGACGACAGCUGGCUCGGCUAGUUGGGGAAGUCGCUUUAUAACCUCCGUGUUUGGGGGUAAAAAAAAAAAAAAUAAUAAUAAAAAAAACCUCUCAUGUCUAAUCCAGCAGAAAUGUCGACAGUCCAAACUUUGAGGACGUUCGUCAACCAGCGACUGACUGCGGCUGUCGAGGAAAUAUUAGGAGUGUUUGAAAAGACUAUAGUUGUGUACGAGGAGGAGAUCGAGCGGCAGCGCAGACUGCUGGACAUCGUCUUGAAACCUGAGAUCAAACUACACAGAGCAGAUCCUCCACAGCCAUCUGUGUGUAAGGAGGAGCUUCUCCUUGACCAGCGGCACUGCAGCAAAGAGAGCGACUCCAGUCUGGGUCAAGAGCCUCCACAGAUUAAAGAGGAGCAGGAGGAACUGUGCAUCAGUCAGGAGGGAGAGCAGCCGUUAGUGCAGGAGGAGGAUGUCCUCAAGUUGACUCCUACUAGUGAGGGAAGUGACCAUCAGUCUCUGCAUUCAGAUCUUUACCAGACAUCAAGUGCAGCAGAAGAAGAGCCUGUAGGCAACGUCUCAUUUAAACCGACUCAAUCUGAAGCUGACGGAGAGGCCUGUGGAGUUUCAGAAGCAAACGGUGACAGUCAGCUUUGCUCUCACAACCAUCAUGCAGAUGAGAGUGAAGCUUACAAAACAUCCAGCAGUGGGAGUGAAGGAUCAAGUCAGAGUCCUGAUCCAAAACAACAAGACAGAGCUCACAAGUGUGACUGCUGCAGUAAAGAGUUUUCAGACAUGAAGAAGCUGAAAACUCACCUGAGAACCCACACAGACAAAAGGCUGUUCAGAUGUGACACUUGCGGGAAAGCUUACAUCUACAUGUGCUACCUGAGAAACCACAUGAGGACUCACACGGGGGAAAAGCCUUUCAAAUGCGACUUUUGCGGCAAAGGAUUCAGCUGUCACUCAAACCGCAGCAAGCAUGUUAAAAUCCACACAGACCCUCCACAGCCACCUGGGUGUAAGGAGGAUCUUCUUCUUGACCAGCAGCACUGCAGCAAAGAGACUGACUCCAGUCUGGGUCAGGAGGUCCCAGAGCCUCCACAGAUUAAAGAAGAAGAGGAGGAACUCUGCAGCAGUCAGGACGGAGAACUGCCGUUAGUGCAGGAGGAGGAGGAGGAGGAUGCCUUCAAAUUGACUCCUACUAGUGAGGGAAGUGACCAUCAGUGUCUGCACUCAGAUCUUUACCAGACUCAGAGUGCAGCAGAGGAAGAGCCUGUAGCCAACAUCUCAUUUAAACUGACUCAAUCUGAAGCUGAGAGUGAAAGCUCUGGAGUUUCAGAACCAAACAGUGACAGUCAGCUUUGCUCUCACAACCAUCAUGUAGAUGAGAGUGAAGAUUACAAAAUGUCCGGCAGUGUGAGCGCAGGAUCGACUCACGGCACCGAUCCUAAGCAGCAAAACAGAGCUAACAGGUGUGACAGGUGCAGCAAAGAGUUUUCGGACAUGAAGAAGCUGAAAACUCACCUGAGAACCCACAGCGGCAAACAGACUUUCAGAUGUGGCACUUGCGGGAAAGCGUUUAACCGGAUGUGCUACUUGAAAACACACAUGAGAGCUCACACGGGGGAAAAGCCUUUCAGUUGCAAAACUUGUGGAAAAGAAUUCAGCUGUCAGUCGAACCUUACCAAGCAUGUUAGGAUCCACACGGGGCAGAAGCCGUACAGCUGUGUCCACUGUGGGAAGGAGUUUUCUGACGGGACUUACUACAACACACAUCUACGAGUGCAUACAGGAGAGAAGCCAUAUGAAUGUCUUUUUUGUGGAAAAGAAUUUGCCGUCAGCUCCACUUUGAAGAGGCACACCAGAAUCCACACGGGUGAAAAGCCUUUUAAGUGUGGCACUUGUGGGAAGGCUUUCAUUGAACACAUAAGCUUGAAAAGACACAUGAUGGUACACACAGGAGAAAGACCGUAUAGAUGCAACACCUGUGGCAAAGGCUUUAUCAGGCGCUCAAAGCUGAAGACACACAUGACUUCACAUGCAGAAGUGCAGAGUUAAGUUUUUAAAAAGGUGUCAUGAACAGGGCGUUUUUCCAGGAAUGUUACACUUGAAUCGUGUUUGAAAUGGUACAUAUGCACGGUGUUUGUCAGAUGUCAUAUUUAACCCUGACAUCUUGAAUAUAGAAUCAAGCUCUGUUCUCAUGUACAUACUGUUUUGUUAUGAGCUGCCAUACAACUGUGUGAAGCUGCGAGGUGAGCUACACCUUCAGUCUCUAAUAGGCUAGUGAAGAGUUAACAGAUGAUUAUUUAAACUGUGGUAUGACGAAAGUUUAAGCUGUCUGAACUUUGUGUAUGAGCAAGACAAUAAAACAUGGUGAAUACA